CUCUUCUUCAUCUGUCGCUUCUUGUUUUGGGGAUUGCAAUCAACUGCUCCUUCUAUGCCCUCCAAAACACGCUCAGAAUGGAACAUAUUCUAUAUGCACAAGAAAUCGGCGAAGGACUUCCCGUUCUGAUCAUUCAUGGAUGGCAGAUGAAUGGAGGAGUCGAAAAGCAGGACUUUGAGCCGAUUUUCAGCAAAACACGAGGGCUUCGCCGUAUUUACGUCGACCUUCCCGGCAUGGGCACAACUCCCGCAAAUAAUGUCAAGGAUCUAGACGAUAUAUACUCUCGCCUGGUACAAUUCAUCGAUUCUCGACUGGGGGAAUCAAGGUUCUUACUUGUCGGCUCAUCAUGUGGCGGCUACCUUGCACGCGCGAUAGCUCAAAAAUAUAUUGAGCAAGUGGAUGGGUUACUUCUCCGCGUGCCGCUUAUCGAGCCAAAAGAUAGCAUGCGCGAUCUCGAUGCUUUUAAACCCGUUGUUGCGGAUGAGCAUCUCAUGUCGAACAUGUCACCCAAAGACAGGGCACUUCUUGGGAAUGUCCUUGUUCAGACGCCGGCAUACGUCGAAACGUUGAAGGCGAAAUACAAGGGAGUUUACCUUCCAGCGGAAAAAGCAGCAGAUGACAAGGUGUUGGAUCCGAUCCGAGCCGACUCAGACCGAUACCGACUAUCCCUUUCGUUGGAUGACAAAGGGGCCAAGUUCUUUGCACCGACACUUGUUGUAUGUGGCCGACAAGACGAGAGCGUGGGCUAUCGAGACAGCCUCCGCUUGCUGGAGCUUUAUCCACGGUCAACCUAUGUGGUUUUGGAUCGUGGUUCGCAUGGCCUCCCCAUUGAUGACUCUGAAAGGGGUGUUUUUGAGGCUCUUGUUCGUGACUGGAUAUUCCGGGCUGAUGAAUGGCGAGGUCGCACGGACAGAUAGCAGUUAUCCGUGAUACCAACUCUAGUAUAUAGAAUAAAAGCGGGCGGCGGUUACAAAUGACUAGAAAUACUGUUGACGUAUAAUGGUGGGUGUCAAUUAGCCGAGAUCCAACAUCCUAUAAUACUAGGUAGAAAAGAAAUCGCCCACAGUCUAGUGAAUAAGAGUAGUAAAGAGAGAUAAAGUCUUGCUUGGUCUUUUUCGACGCUCGCAAUAGAGGAAAC
Molecule: messenger RNA, 1138 nt
Organism: Aspergillus calidoustus
Lineage: Eukaryota; Fungi; Ascomycota; Eurotiomycetes; Eurotiales; Aspergillaceae
Source: the annotation of a GenBank genome assembly